Messenger RNA from Procambarus clarkii (red swamp crayfish), 951 nucleotides. It is a transcript of the gene SmD1, whose product is annotated as small ribonucleoprotein particle protein SmD1. Gene Ontology annotation, cellular component: precatalytic spliceosome; U2 snRNP; catalytic step 2 spliceosome. Gene Ontology annotation, molecular function: RNA binding. Gene Ontology annotation, biological process: spliceosomal snRNP assembly; RNA processing. NCBI's taxonomy places the organism in Eukaryota, Metazoa, Arthropoda, Malacostraca, Decapoda, Cambaridae. The record is from RefSeq and is a predicted model, not a curated record.
UUUCAUAGACAAGUGGUUUGUUUUGAAACGAACGUUUGGCGUCCCUCUGAGCUGCCUCCCAAUUUUUGAAGGACGGUCUUUAUCCGCAAACAUCAUGAAACUCGUACGGUUUCUCAUGAAGCUCAGUCAUGAGACAGUGACCAUUGAGCUGAAGAAUGGCACCCAAGUCCAGGGUACAAUUACAGGUGUGGAUGUUGCUAUGAACACUCACUUGAAGAGUGUAAAAAUGACUUUAAAGAACCACGAUCCAGCUAGCUACGAUACAUUGACCAUCCGAGGCAACAACAUCCGUUAUUUCAUUUUGCCAGAGUCUCUGCCCCUAGAAAAUCUACUGAUUGACGAUGGCCCCAGAGCAAGGCGGGGUCGGUCAGAUCGUGGGCGUGGUAUGGGUGGGCGUGGACGUGGAGGCCGCGGUGGACGUGGGCGAGGUCGCGGCGGCCCUCGAGGACGUGGCAGAGGUGGCCCACCACGUCGUUAAGAGCUGGCUUUGACAAAUAUAAAAUUGUUCAUUUGGUACAAAAAAUGAAACAACCUGUAUGUGAAGGGUGUUAGGAUCUUGGUCAGGUCUUGAAUAGUGUCACUGAAGGAUGAUCAUUAUUUUUUUUUAAAUCGGCAACUUGUGAACUACAGUAUAGUAGUAGAAAAUAGUGUCAGACAUUGUCUUUGUAGAGUUUUUAGAAAAUGUUUUAUUAGUUUUUUGAAUUCAGAAUCAGUUUGUUAAUUAUUACUUUGAUUAGUUGAGCUAUAGUUUUUCAUCAUUAUUUUUGUGAGUGUACUGUGUUAUGUAACCGGAUGAAGUUAAUGAAUGUUUGGACAAGCCUUCAGAAAGUGGAGUUAUUUUAUAAAGUGAAUAAUAACAAAUCUUUUGAAAAGUGAAGUUUUUCUCCAUAGGCACGCAAGUCCUUACAAUGUAGUAAUUUUGUUUUUUUUCUAAAUAAAUUAAGUUUUGUA